Messenger RNA from Strongylocentrotus purpuratus (purple sea urchin), 2323 nucleotides. RefSeq lists its product as uncharacterized. Gene Ontology annotation, molecular function: protein binding. The record is from RefSeq and is a predicted model, not a curated record. The coding region runs from base 110 to 2239 and encodes 709 amino acids. Gene Ontology annotation, biological process: signal transduction. NCBI's taxonomy places the organism in Eukaryota, Metazoa, Echinodermata, Echinoidea, Camarodonta, Strongylocentrotidae. The transcript has 5 exons.
CUGCACGUCAUCAAUAAAUUACAAUUUAAGGUAUCUACUACCACGUUUACCUAAUCAUGGAGAAAUUCUUCAAUGUUUAUCUGACAGUGUCUGACGGUUUAUCAUAAACAUGGGGUCUUCAGCAAGUACCAGAAGGAUUUCGUCAGCCAAGAAGGCUGGAGGACCUUCCUCACUCAACGAAGUACAUGCUGGUGGACCACUAACGGAAGGGCAGAGCAAACCGUUGACCAAAGACGGUGCUGUUGUAGGUCUAGAUGAAACCGAUGGCGGUCCUUCACAACCGAAAGCGAUUGCUUCACCGGACCUGCAAGAAGGCACUAUCGACGAUGCUUCGGGGACAUUUACUAACAUUUCAGAUAUUCUUAUCGUUGACUCUGCAGCUGCUAAAGCAAAACGGUGCAAAGAGUUCAGUAACGGGGUCAAAACAUGUCUAACUCGUAUCAAAGCCAGUAUCAAACACAUUCAGGAGUGUGAAGGUUUCCCAUGCACCUCGUGUCUUAAAAUGACGACGGAUAUCACGACAGUUUCACGUAACAGCAACAUUGAUCGGAACGCUGUAGGGGAUGGGAUAGGCAUUGACACAGACUACUGCAAAAUGUUUGCUUAUACGUGGAAAAAGGGAGAUAUGUUGAAGAAGAUCGAAGACGCUGAUCAACAAGAAGAACUACCACAUGAGACCACACAAAUGUUUACAUUUUACAUCGCACUGCUUGGUUCCGCCUGGAAUUUUACGGACAAGUCUGAUUACUUCUGUUUACAAAUGGAAGAAGAUGGAUGCCUGUCUUUGAUUGUCGAUUGGUUUUUACACCUCGUGGAGAGUGAUAAGGCGAUGAACAAAUGGGCAGAUGACAUGAUGUUUGAUGCGAUGAACAUAUUGGAGAACGCCUGCAGAAGAGUACCGUCUCUGGCUCCUAAUCAUCACAGGGCCGUGCCUGCCUUGCAAAAGUUUGGCGAGUCGGAAGAGACCUUGACACAGACGAUAGCAUUCACGACGCUGGCAAAGCUGGUGAAGAAAGAAGAGGCCGACAAGCUUUCCACCAACUACACCUGUAUCGUAUCACUACUUUCGUUGUUGAAGAAAUGUCUGUCCAAUCCUGACCAUAAGGCAAAGACACGACGACAAUCAUCAAAGAAGAACAUGGUGACCGUUAUUACUAUUAAUGCAGAGGAGUUAGUUCAAUCUGUAGAUGACCUUGCCAUCAACGACAACAACAAACGGCUGAUAGUAGAAAAGGGAGGCAUUCCUAUCCUCGCUAAACUGCUCCAACGAGAUUGUUCCGUGGAGGAGAAGACUUCUGCCGCCAACGGGCUAUGGAGACUUGCAUUUCUCAAGGAAAAUAAAGAAAAACUGCGGAAAGAACAGGGUAUUAUUUACAAUCUGACGGAGAAUUCCCAGAGUGAAAACGAAAAACUCCGCAAUGCCUGCAUGGGCGCUCUUUUCGAGAUCUACGAAUCUAAACUUCCCGAAGGCCUGACGCGUAGGAAAACAGAUGUCGAGUCACCGCAGAAGGCGACGUCGGGCAGUGCGAAGUCCAGUGGACACAUCAUGCUCAGCUACAAAUGGGAACACCCGUCCAAACCUGUGAUGCGAGAGUUCAAGAAACAACUGCGCAAAAGAGGCUACAACGUGUGGAUGGAUGAAGACCACAUGAUGGGUGAUAAAAUCGGCGCCAUGGCAGACGCCGUAGAGAAUGCUGAUAUGGUCAUAGCUUGUAUCACACGUGGUUACCAAGAUAGUCAAGACUGCCGUACAGAAGCGUCUUAUGCUUACGAAUGCAAGAAGAAGAUUAUCCCUGUGAAGGUGAGUAAUGACUUCAAAGCUUCUGGAUGGCUAGGCGGUAUCACGGCAGGGAAGAUCUACUACAUCGUUCAGCAAGCCGAGCUUGUCUCCGAGGUACUCUCCAGCAUCAUCGAAAAAGAAUUCGCAGUGAAGAAAGAAACUGUCCAGAACGUGAACGCUGCUCCCGGUCCCCCAUCCCAAGAGGAAGAGCCGAAGACAACUGUAGUGGAAUCUCAAGUCCCCGGAUGGGAUUCCAAGAAGGUCCAGGAGUGGCUGGCAGCUAACAACGUCACAACACGAAACAAAGCUUUGAAAACUUUUAAUGGAAUCCAACUGCUCCAACUGAAGAAACAACUGAUCAAUGUCCCACAAGCUUUCUACCAGUCUAUGAAAGAUGAUCUUAAGGUCCCCUAUAGUGAUGUCCUAUCACUUGCUGGUGCUCUUGAGAAACUAGAUUAAGUGAUUAUUAUCGUAUUCGGACACCUACUCCCUGGACAACUACCGCCCGGAUAAGUACCCCCUAAACAACUACUCCCUAGGGGG